ACAAAAACAUUUUUGAGUCCAGUUUUGCUAGAAAAAUCGAUAAAAUCCAAUUUUAGAGCAUUUUUGGAGGUCUAAAGUUCAAAAAUGUCAAUUGAAAUCGAGUCGGCUGACGUGAUUCGCUUGAUCCAGCAAUACCUCAAAGAGUCAAAUUUGCAUAAAACGCUUCAAUGUUUGCAAGAAGAGACCGGAAUCUCGCUCAAUACGGUCGACAGCAUCGAAGGUUUCGUCGCCGACAUCCAAAACGGGCAUUGGGACACGGUAAUGAAAGCAACGCAGUCUCUAAAAAUCCCCGAUAAGAAGCUAAUUGACAUGUACGAGCAAGUUGUACUCGAACUCAUUGAAUUACGUGAACUCGGAGCUGCUCGUUCGUUACUGCGUCAAACGGAUCCCAUGAUAAUGUUGAAGCAGCAAGAAGCUGAGCGGUACAUUCAUCUCGAAAAUAUGCUGCAACGCGCAUAUUUCGAUCCACGCGAAGCAUAUCCGGAGGGGGGCAGCAAGGAAAAACGUCGUGCUGCCAUCGCUCAAGCACUUUCGGGCGAAGUUUCGGUCGUACCGUCGUCGAGAUUGCUGGCGUUGCUCGGACAAGCUCUGAAAUGGCAACAACAUCAAGGAUUAUUGCCGCCCGGCACGACAAUCGAUUUGUUCCGUGGCAAGGCAGCGAUCAAGGAUCAAGAGGAGGAAAUGUAUCCCACGCAGUUGGCACGUCAAAUUAAGUUUGGAGCAAAAUCUCACGUGGAAUCCGGCGAAUUUUCACCCGAUGGACAAUUUUUCGUGACAGGAAGUGUCGAUGGGUUCAUCGAAGUGUGGAAUUUCACUACGGGAAAAAUCCGUAAAGAUUUGAAAUAUCAAGCGCAGGAUAAUUUCAUGAUGAUGGACACGGCAGUUUUAUCGAUUGUCUUCUCGCGUGACUCCGAAAUGCUCGCUACCGGAUCCCAAGAUGGUCAAAUCAAGAUUUGGAAGAUAAUGACAGGCCAGUGUCUUCGAAGAUUUGAAAAGGCGCAUGCGAAAGGUGUCAUUUCGUUACAAUUUUCACGCGAUAGUAGUCAAAUCCUGUCCUCAUCGUUCGAUUUCUUGAUCCGCUUGCAUGGUUUAAAGUCAGGAAAACUCCUGAAAGAGUUCCGAGGACACACUUCGUUCGUUAAUCAAGCCGUUUUUUCGACCGACGGUCAUCAAAUUCUCAGUUGCUCCAGCGAUGGAAGUGUUCGCAUUUGGUCCAUUAAGACGACGGAGUGUUUGUCGCAAUAUAAAGCCUUGGGAAAUGACAUUCCGAUAAAUACGCUGCUUUUGUUGCCCAAAAAUCCGGAACAUUUUGUGGUUUGUAACAGAUCCAACACAGUCGUCAUUAUGAAUAUGCAGGGGCAGAUUGUGCGUUCGUUCUCGUCAGGUAAAAGGGAAGGAGGUGCGUUCCAAACCGCUUGUUUGUCGCCACGGGGAGAGUUUAUUUACUGCGUGGGAGAAGACAUGGUGUUGUAUUGUUUCUCGAUGACGUCGGGCAAAUUGGAUAAAAUGUUGAAUGUGCACGAAAAAAAUGUCAUUGGAUUGGCGCAUCAUCCGCAUCAGAAUUUGUUGGCGACGUAUGCGGAAGAUGGCUUGGCGAAACUGUGGAAGCCAUAAGUUUAGGAUUAGAUUUUUUUUUCGUUUAGAAUAAAGAUUCGUGUGUUUGAUA
Culicoides brevitarsis is the source of this 1666-nucleotide messenger RNA. It is a transcript of the gene Smu1, whose product is annotated as WD40 repeat-containing protein SMU1. Bases 85 to 1614 code for a protein of 509 amino acids. Gene Ontology annotation, biological process: mRNA splicing, via spliceosome. Gene Ontology annotation, molecular function: protein binding. The record is from RefSeq and is a predicted model, not a curated record. The transcript has 2 exons. NCBI's taxonomy places the organism in Eukaryota, Metazoa, Arthropoda, Insecta, Diptera, Ceratopogonidae. Gene Ontology annotation, cellular component: precatalytic spliceosome.